Gasterosteus aculeatus aculeatus (three-spined stickleback) is the source of this 5200-nucleotide messenger RNA. It is a transcript of the gene sema3aa, whose product is annotated as sema domain, immunoglobulin domain (Ig), short basic domain, secreted, (semaphorin) 3Aa. NCBI's taxonomy places the organism in Eukaryota, Metazoa, Chordata, Actinopteri, Perciformes, Gasterosteidae. Gene Ontology annotation, molecular function: neuropilin binding; chemorepellent activity; semaphorin receptor binding. Gene Ontology annotation, cellular component: glutamatergic synapse; plasma membrane; axon. Gene Ontology annotation, biological process: semaphorin-plexin signaling pathway; motor neuron axon guidance; neural crest cell migration. The record is from RefSeq and is a predicted model, not a curated record.
CUGUUAGAGCCGCACACAAGGAUUAGAGGGUUGCCGUGAGUGUCUGCUCACAGAAGAAGAAGAAGAAGAAGAAGCCAGAAGACCGAAAGAGAUAAAAGAAAGGAAAAGAUCUCCAGAGGAGGUACAGCCCUGCUCCUGUGGAUAAGUGAGCUGAUUUACCUUCACUCGGGCUCUACCUCUCGCCUUCACGCCAAGCUGAAACCCCUCUGCUGAGCCUUCACCUGACGGGGGGGCCGGUGGGAGGAGGACAGAUAUACCAAGGGGCCGUGUAGCCUGGACCUCCACGCGGGGAGCCAUGUGAGCGGCGCCCCUCCGCCCGCCUCACACUACAGAAGUCUCCCCCCCCCACACACGCACACACACACACACACACACUGGUCCGGCUCUCUGUGCUGGGGAGCACGACCGGGAUACCUCCCCAACACCCCCUACCCCCCUCCCCCCAUCUCUGGCCCACUAUCAGGGCUCGCGUGGAGGAAAGCGGGAGACACUCCAUCUCCGUGCACUGGUCCGGGGUGUGAGUGCCCCCCUGGUCUGGAGGCCGGCCGGCAGCACUCCAGCACCAUGGAUUACCUGUUUGGGAUUGUAAUGCUGCUGUGCGGGGCGCUGCAGCCGGGAAGGGGUGCUGAGCCCAAGCCCAACGUGCCCAGGCUGAAGCUGUCAUACAAGGAGAUGUUGGAGUCCAGCAACCUCGUCACUUUCAACGGCUUGGCCAACAGCUCGAGCUACGACGCUUUCCUAUUGGACGAGGAGCGAGGGAGACUGCUGGUCGGAGCCGAGGACCACAUCUUCUCAUUCGACCUCGUCAACAUCAACAGAGAACACAAACAGAUUGCGUGGCCUGCCACCCCGUCCAAGAGGGACGAAUGCAAGUGGGCCGGGAAAGACCUCGGGGAGUGUUCUAACUUCAUCCGGGUCCUCCAACCCUUCAACCAGACCCACCUGUACAUCUGUGGCACAGGAGCCUUCCACCCCAUCUGCUCCUUUCUGGAAAUGGGGAAGAGGGCAGAGGAAAACAUCUUUCGACUGGCCUCGCAUUUCGAGAACGGCCGCGGGAAAAGCCCCUACGACCCCAAAAUGCUCUCAGCCUCGCUGCUGAUCGAUGGAGAGCUGUACUCCGGCACAUCUGCUGAUUUCAUGGGAAGGGACUUUGCCAUUUUCCGGACCCUGGGAGACCAUCACCCAAUCAGAACAGAGCAGCAUGAUUCAAGAUGGCUGAAUGACCCCAGGUUCAUAGGCGUUCACUUGAUCCCAGAGAGUGACAACCCCGAAGACGAUAAGAUCUUCCUCUUUUUCAAGGAGAACGCCAUGGACGGCGAGCACACUGGCAAGGCCACCAUCGCCAGGAUAGGACAACUGUGUAAGAACGACAUGGGCGGUCACAGGAGUCUGGUGAACAAGUGGACCACUUUCCUCAAGGCCCGGCUCAUGUGUUCAGUGCCCGGGGUCAACGGCAUUGAUACACACUUCGAUGAGCUGCAGGACGUGUUUCUCAUGAGCUCCAAGGACCCAAAGAAUCCAGUUAUAUACGCUGUGUUCACCACAUCCAGUAACAUCUUCAAAGGCUCGGCAGUGUGCAUGUACAACAUGGCAGACAUCAGGAGGGUUUUCCUGGGUCCCUACGCCCACAGAGACGGACCCAACUACCAGUGGGUGCCCUUCCAGGGGAGGGUGCCCUACCCCCGCCCCGGCACUUGCCCCAGUAAGACAUUCGGAGGAUUCGACUCCACCAAGGACCUUCCCGACGAUGUCAUCACCUUUGCCAGGGGUCACCCCGCCAUGUACAACCCGGUGCACCCGAUAGGCGGGCGUCCCAUCAUGGUGCGAACGGACGUGGACUACCAGUUCUCCCAGCUGGUGGUGGACAGAGUGGAGGCGGAGGACGGACAGUACGACGUCAUGUUCAUCGGGACGGAUGUGGGCACAGUACUGAAGGUGGUGACAAUUCCCAGAGAAAGCUGGCAUGACCUGGAGGAAGUGGUGCUCGAAGAGAUGACUGUCUUCAGGGAACCCACUCCGAUUACCGCCAUGGAGCUGUCCACCAAGCAGCAACAGCUGUACCUCGGCUCUGGCCUGGGCGUGUCGCAGAUGUCUCUGCAUCGCUGCGAGGUGUACGGGAAAGCUUGCGCCGAGUGCUGCCUGGCCCGGGACCCUUACUGCGCCUGGGACGGCAGCGAGUGCUCGAGAUACUUCCCCACCGCCAAGAGGCGAACCAGGCGCCAGGACAUCCGAAACGGAGACCCCCUCUCCCAGUGCUCAGAUCUUCAGCAUCAUGACGAUACGGACGGCUUAGGAGGCAGCGUGGAGGACCGGGGAGUGUACGGCGUGGAGAACAGCAGCAUGUUCCUCGAGUGCAGCCCAAAGUCUCAGAGAGCGCUCAUAUACUGGCAGCAGCAGAAGCCCAACGACGACCGCAAACACGAGAUCAAGCUAGAUGACAGGGUGCUGCGCACAGACCAGGGCCUGCUCAUACGCAGCCUCAUCCAGUCCGACACCGGUAUCUACCACUGCCAGGCGGUGGAGCACGGCUUCAUCCAGCCCCUGCUGAGCCUCAACCUCCAGGUCAUCCCCGCCCAGAAACUGGGGGACAUCCUACCGGGACUCCCCAGUGCGGGAGGCGGGGUCGGUCACUCUCCCAAGCACAGGCUGUGGUAUCGCGAUUUCCUCUCCCUCUUGGACCACCCGGACCUCCACAGCGUGGAAGAGUUUUGCGACCGAGUUUGGAAGAAAGACCGCAAGCAGAAGAGGGGGAAGGCGCCCAACGGGAACGGCCAGGGCAAAGCCGACGGCGCCGCCCUGCGGCCUAAGGCUUUGGCUCCCAACGCCCAGAAGCAGCAAGCCAGCCCACCUCAGAGCAGGCCGGGUCCCCCCCAGGCCGAAGGGCCGACAGCGGAAGGGUCGGCACGGAGCCAGACUACCCAGAAGGCGCAACCGAAUCUGGGGAUGUUGAGCGUUGAGGGCGAGGCACCCAAGAACAGUAAGAAGACGCAAAGCGGCCAGAAGGGGCAGGGCGGCCAGGCUGGUUCUCAGGCUGCGGGCGGGUCCAGGGCGAGCAGCCAGCACGCAGCCAAGUGGCGACGGAUGCAGGAGAAUAAGAAAGGACGCAACAGGAGGACCCACGAGCUUCAGAGACCCCCGCGAAGCGUUUGAGAGAAAAGGCGCGGACGCACACACCUGCGACCGGACCCACGCGAACAAGCACAAAGCCACACGCAUCCACACGUAGACACGCAAACACCUUCUGUAGACUGUGUGUCCAACGUAAGAUUCAUUGACCUCGCCGUGACAACAGCAGAACAAACACCCGUGAGAAAAAAAACAAAACAAACAGCUGCACAUUUUUAGAUAUAUCCACAUAGAGCCGUACACAAAGUCACAUAACUUGUGAGAGAGCGUAGUGAUCAACAGAGGACUGUCGAACUGGAACGCAAACUGUAAGGCUGUGAGGAUGUGGCCGGUUUCCUAGGAUACCGCCUGGCAGACACUUCAACUUCCUGUACAUAAGCUACUAAAAUAAGACUGGGACAAAAACAUGCUUGGCGAGGUGUUUGCUGGUACGCAUAUGGGCUUAGUAUGCUGAACGGACAGUCCUGGAGACAUUAACAGAUACACAGACACUAUCCAUCCCUUGCAACCGGCUGUCCUCUUUGACCUGAGCAUGUGAACGGCAAGACUGUGGCUACGGAAUGGAUGAAAAAAAGUAAAAAGAACUCUUAUUUUGAAGAACUGUUUGAGGAGAAAAGAACCAUCCGUCUAGUGUUUGAUGUGAAGACUGACGACAGCACCGUGAAAAGGGAAGGGGGGGGGGUGGCUUUCACCACUGUCGCUCGUAAAACAAAUAGAAGCAUUAUUACGUGCAGAAACUGCAAAGUCGCACUACGGUUUAGACAAAGUGCUUCACCAGAACCAUCUCCGCCUAAGGCUGGAGAAGCAUUGUGCAUGUUGUUGUCAAUCAAUGUUUUAAUAAGCUAGUUAUUUUAUGGAAUUCUAAAAGCUUUUUUUUUUUUUUUUUUACACACCCUACCUAAAGAAAUGUUACUUUUUUAUUUUAUAUUUCCUUACCUUUCCAGACCAGUGCUUCUAUUUUGGGGGGCUUGUACGCAACAUAGUAGUCUCAUUGUUCAUUAUCCCUUCUGCUCUUGAGGAUUCUGUGUAAGUUAUUAUGGUGUUGCUUUUUCUGGGAUUUAUAGAAUCUGGGCACGAAUUCCAGCUGUAGGCUAUGCUUAAAAACCCAGUCUGAUAUAGACUGCCAGUUGUUUUGUGUACAUAUAUACAACAAACUUAACUCUCUGUGUAUAUACAGUACAUAUACAGUACAAGAACACCACUUGAUUAUUAUUUAUUGCUCAUUGUUUUGUGAAAGGGUUGCAUUUAUUUUUGAUAUUAUGGUGUUUUUGGCUCAUCAAUAUAUUGGAGACAUAAUGGUAACAGCAACUGAGAAAACUUUGAUGGACCAACUGGUUAAAAGAAUGUCAAGGAAUCCCUUUUUAGGGACAAAAGGGUGAAAAUGACUCAUGAGCAUGAGUACAGGGAUGUGUGUCAUUGCCACAUUUCUGACCAACGAAAAGCACAAUUUUGUCUCUUUUUUUUGAAUGUCAUAACAGAUUUCAUAACGUUUUAUUUUCUCCCAAGAUCAUCCAACAUGUCUUUGUUCAUCCAGUGUCCAUUAUGUGUAAGAUAAUUCCCCAAAACUGAAAAACAUUAGCUGUGAAACUCUGUAAGAAAUAGUGGAGAAAAAAGUUAAAAUUAGUCUGAAGGAGAAGACACGUUAUACUGCAUGUGAAUGCUACAGUAAGUGCAUCUUUUUUAUCGUCUCUUUACGUGUUUUGUGUGAGAGGUAAAGUUCCUUUAACGCAAAGUGUGAGGUUUUUGUUUUUGUCCUUUUGCCAAAACAGUGAUAUUAACAACCCAUGAUACUCUGGCCAAAGCUGUUUAAGAUCCAAGCUCCUUAAACCUCGAUACAACAAUGUUACCCAUUUCCCCUGAUCCCUUAUUACACGACAAGAGUAAUGUGUCAAUGCAAUAAUUUAGAACUCGAUAGUGUUUUUCUACCAGUACUCCAAAGUUUGGUGUGUCAUCGAUUCGGGUCUCUCCCUCAGAGCUAUUAAAGCGAGAGAGCUGAAAGUUACCGCUGCUGUAGCACAGUUCUUUCUGGCAUGCAUUCAGUUGUCUAAAUAAACAUCUCCGUUACAAAAAAACA